Molecule: messenger RNA, 1892 nt
Organism: Ictidomys tridecemlineatus (thirteen-lined ground squirrel)
Lineage: Eukaryota; Metazoa; Chordata; Mammalia; Rodentia; Sciuridae
Source: RefSeq, a predicted model, not a curated record
AUUUCAGCCAAAACUGUAGAGAAAGGGUAUCAGACUAAGUGGGGGUGGCAUGCAAUCCCAGCCUUCUCCUAGCCCCUUAUAACUAGCACAUUAGUCUUCAAAGACUCUCAUGUUGGAAUAGUCCAUGAGCAAGUAGAUGCCACCUCAUUCUACUCAGGUUCCCUUCAGGAGUUGCUACACCUUCAGAUUGAGACAUCCUUCCUCAUUUGCAAAUCUCAGCUGUGUCUGGGGGCAGGGCUGCUGAAGAGCUAGCUGCCAAGAGCAGACAGGCUUCCAAGGACAAGUCCCACAUCAGACUGGAAACUGGGGGUAGUCCGUCCUGGUGUGAAGGGCACUGGAAGGCUCCCUCUCCAAAGGACACCUAGGAGCAAAGCUGACAUUUUCUUUACUUGUUUCCAUCAAUACUUUGAGUAUAUCAUCCCAGUCUGCAAGGAUUCUACUGAAAAAUCUGAUGUCUAUAUAGAAGUUCCCUUGUAUGGUUUACCCUCAAACACCAGAAACAUGCAUUGUGCCAUCCAAAAGGCAGAAGCACUGGAUGGGAAUCACUUGAUGCAAAUCCUCUGGAAUGAUGGGACAGAGUCUCUCUACCCAGCUGUAUGGCUGCGAGACAACUGCCAGUGCUCCGAUUGCUACCUGGAUUCUGCAAAAGCACGGAAACUUCUCCUGGAAACCCUUGAUGUGAACAUUGGUAUUAAAGACCUGGAGUUUGACAAAAAGAAGGUGAAUAUCACAUGGCCGAAUGAGCAUUGCAGUGAAUUUGAAGCUGAUUGGCUGAAGAAAAGAUGUUUUUCCCGGAAGGCCAGAGCAAAACUUCAGGAAGAAUUGUUUUUGCCAGAACGUCAAUACUGGGGUUCAGAGCUCCAGCUACCUACUCUAAGUUUUGAAGAUGUUUUAAAAAAUGAUGAACAUGCAUACAAGUGGCUCUCCAGCCUCAAGAAAGUAGGCAUUGUGCGACUCACCGGAGCAUCUAACAAGCGAGGAGAAGUAACAAAACUUGGGAAAAGGAUUGGUUUCCUCUAUCUCACAUUUUAUGGACAUACUUGGCAAGUGCAAGACAAAAUUGAUGCAAACAAUGUGGCUUACACAACUGGGAAGCUAAGCUUUCACACGGAUUAUCCAGCCCUCCACCAUCCACCUGGGGUUCAGCUUCUGCACUGCAUAAAACAAACAGUCACAGGGGGUGAUUCAGAAAUUGUAGAUGGGUUUAAUGUGUGCCAAAAGCUUAAGGAAAAAAAUCCUCGAGCAUUCCAGAUUUUGUCUUCCACCUUUGUGGACUUUACAGACAUUGGAGUGGAUUACUGUGAUUUCUCUGUACAAUCUAAACACAAAAUUAUAGAGUUAGAUGACAAAGGCCAAGUGGUUCGCAUCAACUUCAACAAUGCAACUAGAGACACGAUAUUUGAUGUACCUGUUGAGAGAGUUCAACCUUUUUAUGCUGCUCUAAAAGAGUUUGUUGAUCUCAUGAACAGCAAAGAAAACAAGUUCAUCUUCAAGAUGAAUCCAGGUGAUGUGAUUACUUUUGAUAAUUGGCGCUUACUUCACGGCCGACGAGGCUAUGAAGCAGGAACUGAGAUAACCCGCCAUCUGGAGGGAGCCUAUGCUGAUUGGGAUGUGGUGAUGUCAAGGCUUCGCAUCUUAAGGCAGGGCGUUGCUAAUGGGAACUGAAUCUUGUGUCUCUAAUUUUAAUAAGAUUUCAGUGACUGCAUUUAUAAGAUAUGUCACGGUUAUUCAAAAGAUCACAAUCUGUAUGGUUCACAUAUCAAUUUAGCACUGAACAUGUAACUCCCUCACAACAAUACACUGUUGCUUGUAAUUCUACUCAAUGUCAGCCUUUUCAAUGGUGUAGCAAUAUAACCUCUUCUCCAAAUAAAUCAUUCUUCUGUCUUAUUGAA